AUGCCUCCUUUUCGCAAUCUCCUCGGCCGAAAGCCCCAGCCCAAUGGCGCCGACGUGGCUGUCUUGGACGAGACCCGUCUGUCGCCGAACCAGCGCCCGGGCCCGGCUCCCAUCAGUAUGCGCCGGAGUUGUGACGGCCAACAGCCUCCCGAAUACAAAUUGAGUGUCGUGAACGAUAGCGGCGUUUAUCUUCCGCCUUCUCCUCCUGAGAAACAAAGCUUCUGGCACCGGUACCCUGGCUCGUCGCGGUCGGCGAACCAUCGUGAUCUCGUCGAUGAGAAUGAACCCUUCUCGAUCUCGCGCGAAUCAUUCGAUUCGUAUCGUCGUUCAUUCGACAUCUCCGCCCGCUCCCCGGUACUACACUCCGAAGCCGCGCCCUCCCGAACGUCUCUCGACUCCCGCUUUUCCCGCAUCAACUCCGUGCGUUCCACCAGCUUCGAACGGCCCGAGCGCAUGGAAGAAGAGAAUUUUGAGGAUGUCGGCCUUAAUGAUGACUCCAAGCCCAAGAAAAAAGGGCUCUUCGCACGAUUUGGCGAUUCGUCCAACGACACACAACAAUCCGCCAACAAGUCGUCAACAUCCUUUGGGUUCCACAUACCCGGCCGAAAGCACGGGCAGAGCGGGGGUGGAUCGGAGUUGGGCACCGUGAAGACCCCGACAGCUGUCGUAGCACCUGCCGCUGAGAACAGCGAAUAG
This is a messenger RNA of Penicillium canariense, 696 nucleotides long. RefSeq lists its product as uncharacterized. Lineage: Eukaryota; Fungi; Ascomycota; Eurotiomycetes; Eurotiales; Aspergillaceae. The record is from RefSeq and is a predicted model, not a curated record. The transcript has 4 exons. Bases 1 to 696 code for a protein of 231 amino acids.